AUGAGGAAUCCAAGAUGAACUUGGAGCAGGAAAGGCCGUUUGUCUGCAGCGCCCCGGGCUGCUCACAGCGCUUCCCGACCGAGGAUCAUCUGAUGAUUCAUAGACACAAGCACGAAAUGACUUUGAAGUUUCCCUCAAUAAAAACAGACAGUUUGUUAUCAGAUCAGACCCCGACACCCACCAGAUUCCUGAAGAACUGUGAGGAGGUGGGCCUCUUCAACGACAUCGACUGCUCCUUAGAGCAUGAGUUUCGGAAGGCCCAGGAAGAAGAGACCAGUAAGAGGACUAUCCCAAUGCACAAUGCAGUUGGCGGAGCGAUGGCGGGGCCUCAUCAGCUGGGCACCACUCGGAUGCCCAACCAUGACACCAGCGUUGUGAUUCAACAGGCCAUGCCCUCCCCCCAGUCCAGCUCUGUGAUCACGCAAGCACCUUCCACAAACCGACAGAUCGGGCCUGUCCCAGGCUCUCUAUCGUCACUACUGCACCUUCACAACAGACAGAGACAGCCCAUGCCAGCUUCUAUGCCCGGGACCCUGCCGAACCCUACCAUGCCUGGCUCUUCAGCAGUCCUGAUGCCGAUGGAGAGGCAGAUGUCCGUGAACUCCAACAUCAUGGGGAUGCAAGGCCCGAACCUCAAUAACCCCUGCGCAUCUCCCCAGGUCCAGCCAAUGCAUUCAGAGGCCAAGAUGAGGCUGAAGGCAGCUCUGACUCACCACCCCGCGGCCAUGUCCAAUGGAAACAUGAACAGCAUGGGCCAUAUGAUGGAAAUGAUGGGCUCUCGCCAGGACCAGACUCCGCACCAUCAUUUGCACUCUCACCCGCAUCAGCACCAGACGCUGCCGCCCCAUCACCCAUACCCACACCAGCACCAGCACCCCGCCCACCACCCUCAUCCACAAGCCCAUCACCAGCAGAACCACCCUCAUCACCACACCCAUUCCCACCUCCACGCACACCCGGCACACCACCAGACCUCAUCACACCCUCCCCUGCACGCCGGCGGCCAAGCACAGGUUUCACCAGCGACACAGCAGAUGCAACCCACCCAGACGAUACAGCCGCCCCAGCCUACCGGGGGGCGUCGGCGAAGGGUGGUGGACGAGGACCCAGACGAGAGGCGGAGGAAGUUUCUGGAAAGGAACCGAGCAGCUGCCACCCGCUGUAGACAGAAGAGGAAGGUCUGGGUGAUGUCAUUGGAAAAAAAAGCGGAAGAACUCACCCAGACAAACAUGCAGCUUCAGAAUGAAGUUUCCAUGUUGAAAAAUGAGGUAGCCCAGCUGAAACAGCUGCUGUUAACACAUAAAGACUGCCCAAUAACCGCCAUGCAGAAAGAGUCACAAGGUUAUCUAAGUCCGGAGAGCAGCCCUCCAGCCAGCCCUGUCCCGGCUUGCUCCCAGCAGCCGGUCAUUCAACACAAUACCAUCACUACUUCCUCAUCGGUCAGCGAGGUCGUCGGAAGCUCCACUCUCAGCCAGCUCGCCUCUCACAGAACAGACCUGAACCCCAUCCUUUAAGACUUCUGGCUUCCCCGUUGCUCCAGAGACAAGCAGUGUCAGCCUCUUCACGAGCGUCCUUUUUUCCGCUAAGGGCAUUUUUAGAAUUAACUCAAACCUGGAAAACUCCUCAAGCCCUUCCAAGACUGGCUUUCAUUCAUUUUUAUAGUUAUUAUUGAAGUGUCUUUUAUACUUAGUUAUACAAAAAGGGAGUUAUGCAAUUAAUGUGCUAUCUGCUUGGGAAACACUUGGUUGUUUUCUUCGACUUUCUGGUACCAGUUAUUCAUUGAUAAACUGACCCCUUUCUGUACAUAGCCCUGGCUUUUUUUCUUCUCAGUCUAACCCCAAGCCUCAGAUCAAGAAAGCAGGUCAACUCCAACAAUGGGCCCAAUGGAAUAUUUCACUGAAACUCCUACUGAGGUAACUGGGGGUGGGGUACAUCUGGGGGAAAGCAUCGUAGCCAACAUGGAAGAGUUGGGCUUGUGACACCCCCAGAUUCCAAAGGUAUACUUAGAGCCUUUUCACAGUUGCCGUUGGUUUUUUUUCCUUUUUCCUUUAAAGAAAAUUAUAUAAUACAUGGAUGUCUGAACAAAGUGAAUAAAAGAAAACUGACCCCCCAAAAAUCUCUUUAACAUAUUACCCCUCUUCUCUUUUCAUUCCCUUGGCUUGAACUUUCUCAUUUUUCUCCCUAGCAGAUUUACCCUUUGUCAUUCCCUGUCUCUCCAGUGACAUUUCUUCUUUCCUUUACAUCCCCUUUUGACUCAUUUCCACCUCCUUCUCCUCCCCACCCCCAGCCUUUCCUCCCCACUAUGAGCAAAAAAAGAAAAAAAGAGUUGUUUUUAAAACAACGCACUUCUCAGAAUGAUUGGCCUAACCCUGGCUUUCAAUAGCCCUUCACCCACAGCUGGGGUUCAUUUAAGCUCUCGGUUUUUACAAAAUAGAAACCAGGAGAUGUUUCGUGUGCCUGAUUUAAUGUUUUUAAUAAACAGAGCAAGUUAGAGGCAGCCUCACCACAGGUGAAAUGCUAUUGACAGCCAGCUGUGGGGACACUAGGAAAGGGAGCUUUGUUCAAGCCUGUAUUGUGAGUCAGUGCCCGAUACGGGUAAUAACAUCACACCCUUGAAUUACAACGGGUUUUAUAUGGCCUGUCUGUACCAUUGAAAAUCCAUGUACUAUAUAAUAAUUCAGAGGGGCUCUAUUCACUGCACACGUUACGUCGUUCCAUCAUCGACUGCUAAUAGCCUGAGAUUUAUUUUUCGUUUUAAGCCUGGGAAACCGACUUCACCAUCCUGAUGGGCAAGGGAAGAGUAACUGGAAGUCCUGGACAAAAAACUGUUUCCACAGGUGCUUUUCCUACUCUCCCAUCCCAUGGAAACUAGCCUUCGGCUGCAAGGCAAUUAUUCCAGGAGAAUAGCAAAGAAGGUUCUCAGCUGAAUUCAGAAUGAUUUCUCGUCUUCAUAACUUGUGUGAAAUUGUACAUUUCAAUGCUGCCCGAUGAAUCAAGGCUGGUCUCUUUGAAAUAAGCUAGUCACUGGUGCUAACUGGCUAAGAGACUUUUUUUGGACAGGUGUUGCGCUUCAUCUCCAUUUUUUUUUUGUCUGUGGGUUUUUUAGCUUCUAACAAUCAGCACUAUAGUUUUGCUCAAAAGUUCCCCAAGUGAUGAAUGUGUUUUCUUUUUCUUUUUCUUUCUUUCUCUCUCUCAGAGUGAAUAGAGCCUCUUUGGAAGAAAAAAAAAGAAAAGUAUGAGGGUCACAAGUCAUGAUUUUAAAGACAGCUUAUGUACUACAGUUAAUUCUUUGUUGAUAUUUUUUCCGACAACUCUUGCCAUGUAUGCGACUGCUUCCAGAAGGUUUUGAGUGUACCAUGUAACUCAUGACUUGAUUAUAUAGUCUAAGAACCAAAAAAAAUUAAGAAAAAUAAAUGUAAAGGAUUUUUAUUAUAUUUUAGACAAACAUAUAAUUUUAAAGUAUUUUAAAUACUGAAUCUAUAGUUUGUUUUUUUUUUUAAAUGCUCCAGAGGUAACAACUGGAUGGGUUUGCUUGAUUUUUGACUCCCAAGGAAGUGUUCAAAGCACUAGUUUUGAAAGAAACAUGUCAUUUGUAUCUCAGCUUUGAAAAGAGGAGGUAUUUUUCAUCAAAAAUUCCUUCCUAGGACUUCACCCUCUCUCCUAAAAGUAGGGAGGGCGGGUCGGAGGGGGAGAUGGGCUGCUGCAGUGUUCAUUUUAUGAUUUUUUUUCAAAGGGGGAGAGUAAAACAAAACUUUUCUCAUUUUCCUAUCUAUGUAGUUCUUAAUGAAACAGACUUCUAAAACUGUACUGCUAAUGUCAGAAAGCCCAGAGACUGACAUGUCACUAAAUCAAGGUUGGGUUUUUCUUUUUGUUCAGCCUCUUAAUUGAUAUAUUUCGCCGUUAAGCUGAAAGCCUCUGACAGUUAAGAACUUGCCUGAGUUUUUCUUAAUUCAGUGAAGUGACAGCCUGAGUGAUGGGCAUUCUAUAUAGCUCAAUUACGUCUGUUUUUUAUGCUAAGCAGGGCAAGCCAACCACACGGUAGCAAAGCGGUCUAAACGUAUAAUUAGAAUAAACUGUCUUCUUUCCAGACCAAGGGCCUUUAGGUGUAUUCAUUAGCAAUGGGGAAAUACAGGCAAUAAAAGAUGUCAGGGGACCUGUCAGGACUUCUGAAGAUGCUGAACAGAAUGGAUGGCUCCUUGACAAAACCCAAUGCUGGGCAAAGCGAUGUGGGGUAUUUCACUGACUGGACCAACUUGGCUACCAAACACCUUAAGUAAAACAUCAUGGAAUCCUCUUCCCUGCCUAAAACAGUUAGUGUGUCUCAACAUGUAAGAUGAUGACGUUCUCCUUUCUUUGUGCUGUCUCUAGCCCCCCUCACUCCUUUUUGAAAGCCAUCUCAUCCAUGAACCAGAUCUCAUUUUCCCAAGAGCACCUCCUGACCGGAGGCUAAGAGAAAGAGUUUACAAAACUGCCUUUCUUCAUCCAAAUGUAGUUUAUUCAUUAUCAACAGCAUCUCUGCUGAAGAUCACUGCCAGGCUACCUGGGAACUUUGACAGGGCCUCCCAUGCCUUAUUUGAUGGGUGCUAACAGCAACACAGAUAGGCAUACCUGAUAGCGUGUCUACCAGGGGGAGCCUCAUGCCAAUUGAGGCAUCCACAACUUAAUUGCUUCAUGAAACUUUUCUCAACAUCCAAGGCCCGAACAGGUAGGGCAAAAAUCCCAGCCCCGGUUGAUUGCAAUAAUUGUCAAGCUUUGUGUCGUAAGCUCCAUGUUUUCUCCUGGUCCUCCCACUUAACAUUCCCCCACUCCCCAAGCCAAUUUAUGCAAGCCACAGUCAUAACACUGCCAGUGGGAGACAAGUGCUUGGGGUGCUUUCCUGCAUGUUUUAUAAGGAUGAGGAUGAUUGAAAGAGAAGUGGACAAUCUGGGAGUCUCUCCAUGCAAUCCAAAUACAGCCUAUAUUGGCGGCAAGUCAAUGGGAGAUGGCCAGGGAUUGAUCAGCCCAUUAGUUACAUGAAUUUUAGUAAAGUAGCAGAGCUUGUCAUUAAUAUCAUCAACCAGCUUUUUUUGAGGGAGGCAGGAAAUUCAUGUUUUUAAGCAACUAUAACCCCAUUAAAAUAGCCUUUAAGCUAGGAUAGAAUGUGCUUCUUUGUGGUUUCAUGUCAAACUUUCUCCUCUAUAUCCAUUGAAUUAUCCAGUCAAGUUUGAGGACCAAAGCAACAUUUUAACGGGAAAUUUUUUCAUUUAGAAUUUUAUGACAUAUUUAUUAAUAAAUGUUAUUUUUAAAGCAUUCCAUCUGAGCAGUAUUUUUGUGGAGGCUGUAUUUGUUUUUGGAAAUCAAAGUGUUAGUUUGUAGUAAGCCCAGCUGUGCAGUAUCCCCAUUUUUUCCAGGGUCUCAUAAGGCCAUUCUCCAUCCCUAGAUGGAAAAGUUUGUUUAGGUGGAUGCUUUAAGUUUUCCGGGACUUCAUUGUUCUGAGAGCUUUCUGUAAUCUGCUUCUGAGCACUGAGAAACAAUGAUGGAAAUUAUUUCCUUUUUUAUUUUCAAAGGAGCCCUUUUAUUUUAGGCAACCAAGGUCAGCUAAAGGGGAAUCCUUAUUAUAACUGGAAAUGCUUUCUUUAGCCAUCCAACAUGUCUCACAAAAGUCCAAACGACCACGUCGUGGCUUUCUUCUGUCGAUUUUCUCUAGUGAUUGCCAUUCCCCUCGCCUACCCAAUGCUGUAGACCUCUGAAGCCCCAUUGGGGCCCACAUGAGAGAAGGGGAAGGAAAUGGCAAGUGAAGAUUUGAGUAAGAAGCCUGCCUAUCAGGACAGUUGGGACUUGGAGUCUCUUUUCUACUUUUCGCCUUAUUUAUAUUUUUAAAUUGCACUUUAGCAUCUUUGUUCCUUUUCUGCUCCUCUUCUUGCCCCCACUUCUUCCCCAGCUUCUCUGUCCCUGUCCCUUCUUCUCUCCUUUAUCUGUCUGUCUCUGGCCUCACCUUCUCUUUUCCCUCCUCUGUUCCUUUUCCAUGACUCCAUGCAAACCCACUUAUCCCACUGGCUCAAACAUUGGCACUGGUGAUUCUGACAUGCUAGCAUCUCCUGGUGGUUUAUUAAGCCUUGUUCAGUCUCCCAGCAUCCCAAGAUGAGGACCUUGAAGAGAAGAGAAUGCCAAGGAGAAGAACCAGUCAGUGUCCAAAAAGAUUCAGUCUCUUCGCCAUCCAGUGAUGGAGUACAAAUGUGCUAAUAUGCAAAAUGUUGGCAGAAGAGCCUCAGCUAGACUUUCAAAAUCCCCUUGUUCCUCCUGAGAACCAAAGUGUCCUGAAUGGGGAAGGGGCUGGACUGUUUGAGGUCAGUAUGGUGGAUGCACUUUAGCUAGUUCCUGACCUAAUGUAGCAAUGAGGCCACUGAGAUGCCAGUGGCUGGAGUCCCUAGAAUGCUCUGCUGCCUUCUUACCUCCUCUGAGGCAGUGCCCCCCCCUUUAAGGCUCUGCCCUAAGGACAAGUAAACGCAAAAGCAAUAAUAUUUCUAGUGAAGUCAAAUACCAAAAACAAAGCCCCCUAAUCCCCAAAUUAAAACUCCCCAAUUUUAUCAGUGCAUAGAGUCACUGCAAAGCUGGGAAUGGGUCUCUUUCUAAAAUCUCUUUUUAUUUUUUUGUGUUGGGGCAGGGGGGUGGGAAGAAGGGAGGGAAUGGUUUCCAGUGGCCAUUGCUAAAAUUGUUUCAAAAGUGUUUCUAUUUUUAAAAAAUUUUUCAUGAAUUUUCUUUGGGAAACUUGUUUUCCCACCAGGUCGGAAGAAGAGAGACCCAACCCCCAAAGCUGAGUUCAAAGAUGACCUCAAUGAGGGGUCAUGGGUUACCUUGUCAGACUUGUGCCUUCAUGGGACAGGUUUCCAGAACUACAAUUAGACCCAGUUCUGAUAUCCGGCAUGUUAGAAAUCAAUAUCUUGAUGUCUUUUCCCACUCUGUGCUCACUUUUCCUGGAUUAAGCUCUAUAUUACAAGCUUCCUUUUCUUUUGUAAAAGAGUUUUAGACUCAGGGUGCUUACUGAGAAGGGGGAGUCCAGAAGACAAUGUAAAUAUCCCUUGGAAAUGGCCUUGGGCUCCAUGCACCUCUCACAUUCUGGCUUCCCCACUGAGAAUCUCGACCCUACACAAGCGACUAGAGAUGGUCAAAGGAAGGGGAGCAUUGAGAGAAGUGGGGUUUCUCCUUGUAUCCCUGUACAGUGCCUUGCACAUAGCAUGAAUUGAAUUAAAGUGGAAGUGAUUACAGCAAAGGAAAUGCACCAGCCCAUUGGAAUAUUUCAAUCAGCUUAGUCUCUUCUCUCCUGUCUGGGUACCACCAAAACCAUCCCUGCCUCAUGAAGAUGCUUCUCAAGAGUGGAUGUGAUACCUUUGGGAAGCGUCUUAAAGGACAGAGAGCCUUUGUAGAGAGGUUAGAGUUUAGAGGCUGAAACUUCAAAGGUCUGGAGGUCCCCACCCCAGCCCCAUGAAAAUGACUGUUAUGGGGAAGAGCAGGAUGGCUCACACAGAGACUUUGGUUGGUUGUUUGUGUGUUUGUUUGUUUGUUUGUUUUUUAACUGGGUAAAGUGAGCAUUCAGAGGUCCCUCCAAAAGGUGCUGUCACUCUGAGUUAUGGGUUUGGGGCUGUUUGUCAUUGUCAACAGCAAAAGUUUCCAUGUUUGUUUGUUUCUUUGUUUAAUUAUGUAAAGCAACCACCUUCCUUCCUGGGAGGAGAGAACAUUUUGGUACAUUCAUGUAAAUACUCGCUGCCGCUUUUGAUAUGUUUAAUUUUAUGUUAAGCUUUUUUGUUGUUUUUGUUGUUGUUCUUGCAUCGUGAACACAUGUAUUGUUACAAAUGGACAAUGGGUUCAUUGAGACUGUUCGACUCGGUCAGAUUUUUACAUCUCUUUCUAUCAAGAAGAGACGAGAUUUUGUGCAUUUGUACAAAUGUUAAUAAUAUCACUGCAAU
Molecule: messenger RNA, 7943 nt
Organism: Dromiciops gliroides (monito del monte)
Lineage: Eukaryota; Metazoa; Chordata; Mammalia; Microbiotheria; Microbiotheriidae
Gene: CREB5
Product: cAMP responsive element binding protein 5
Exons: 10
Coding region: 15-1514 (499 amino acids)
Biological process (GO): regulation of transcription by RNA polymerase II
Molecular function (GO): cAMP response element binding; DNA-binding transcription factor activity, RNA polymerase II-specific
Source: RefSeq, a predicted model, not a curated record